Molecule: messenger RNA, 1152 nt
Organism: Telopea speciosissima
Lineage: Eukaryota; Viridiplantae; Streptophyta; Magnoliopsida; Proteales; Proteaceae
Exons: 1
Coding region: 166-873 (235 amino acids)
Source: RefSeq, a predicted model, not a curated record
CGUAACGGCUGAGUUUGUUAUUUUGAAGUUGAAUUUACUUUUGAGGCAAAAAACAUAUCGAAGGAUCGCUGCGAGAUUUUGAUAGGAAUUGAUCCGCACGUAUCUGGAUCUCAGAGAAUCAGAAACUUUUCGUUUCCUCCCCCCCCCCCCCCCCUUCCCUUUCUGAUGUCCUCUGAUUCGCUGAGGUUACCAAUGGUUGAUUGCCGGAGCUUGAUUGAGUUCUGCAAAGCUUUCGAGCAGCAUAGGAAUAUGGCAAAUUCGCUGGGCGUGUCUGAACAUCGGAGCAAUCAGGGUCAUUUUCGUAGUAAGAAGCAUGGCAGUUCCUUAAACCCCUUAUCCCAUCCUUUUUGUGAUCACUCGCCAUUUGCUGCCAUUGACAUUAUUAUAUUGUUCCUGGUACUCGGAGCAUUGGGGUUUCUAACUGUGCCUUACUUCAAAUUCAUUUUCCGAGAAGCUUCUGAGCUUCUUCCUGUGGUUUGGGUCUUCAUCGGUGAUGUUAUAAACAAUGCACCCGUGGCAUAUGCAGUUGGAUUGGUUGUAACAUUUGUCACCAUGAUCGCAGUGUGGGAGAUUGUCCAUUACAAAUCUAGGAAGUGCGGAAACCCUUACUGCAAGGGUCUUCGCAAGGCAGUAGAAUUUGAUAUCCAGCUUGAAUCAGAAGAGUGCGUGAAGCAUUUGCCAUCAGUGCCAGAUGAUGCAUAUGGAGUCCAACCACUUGAGUUAGGGCAGGAUCACAAGGAACUGGAAGCUGAGUUGAAGCGGAUGGCACCACUUAAUGGUCGUACUGUACUUAUCUUUCGAGCACCGUGCGGAUGUCCCGCUGGUAGAAUGGAGGUCUGGGGACCUAAGAAACUUCGUAGAAUUAAGAAGUAGAUAAAGGCAUUUGAGUCACUACAACUGCUAUUUUUAGUUUUUAUUUCUUUCUUUUAUUAUUAAUAAACUAAAACUAUGAAGAAUCCAGUUGGAUCUUGCUAGUAGUUCCCCACUUUUGAAAUAAGUGACAUCCAGUAUGGUAUAUGAUCGCAUUUGAUGGGGAAUCUUGUAUCUUUUUUUUUUUUUUUCAUUAUAUACGAUGGUUCAGACUACCAUUCAGUUAGUCUUAUUAAGUUAUUAUGGUUUAAACUUUAAAUUGCAUGCCUAAUUGUCUUGUCA